Danaus chrysippus (African queen) is the source of this 1023-nucleotide messenger RNA. Lineage: Eukaryota; Metazoa; Arthropoda; Insecta; Lepidoptera; Nymphalidae. The record is from the annotation of a GenBank genome assembly.
AUGGCGAGUGUUACGGUGUUCGUGUUCCUCGUAGACAACCUGCCCGGAUUUGAGAAUAUUUUAAAUACAACAUUACGAGAAACGGUCAAAGGGAGUAAUGUUGAUGUAACACUUUCUGAAUGCGAUCCCUUUUAUGAAGAUAUUGUAUGGACCGAUAUAAGUAGACAUAAUAUUGUUAACACGGACGAUGAAGUGAGAUACGGUGAUCAUCGCCCUGUUAGAGCUCACGAUGAAAAACAUAAUCACUAUAUACAAGAUAUAAAAGCGUACAAAGAUAUCACAGACAGUGGAAUAGGUGUACAAAAGACGAAUAAGACAUUUUUAGUGUCAAUCUUUGAAACUGUAUUGAAUAUUACCGCUCAGACAUGCGGCGGAAGUCUACUCUCGCCACAUUGGGUGAUCACGGCCGCUGCUUGCGUGGAUUUACUCUCUCAUAUAUAUAAAAAAAAUUUUAAUUUGUUUCAAACUCACUAUUCUGUAAUAGCGAACGCAAACGAUCCUCUCACAGAUGGCUCUGUUCACAACGUUACUGAAAUAUUAUUAAAUCCGAUAUCUAAUGGACUCUCUAGAAUUAAUAAUACUUCCUCUUUCCAUGGAAUGAAAAUUCCAAGUGUAGCUUUAUUGAAAAUAGAACCACCUGUAGAAGGGAUUUUUAUGGACAUAGUUUUGGAGAAGAUAAGUUCUGGUAUUGAAGUGGUUGUGUAUGGCUGGAUAUUAAAUAAGGAUCCUACUUCUGGUCAGGACACAUUGAACUUGGCGACUUUUAAGGCUAUCACUUUAGAAUCAGAUGUCUGUAAAGCUAAUUAUAGAUUUGUAGAUGAAUCUUCUUUAAUUUGUUUAUCUCCUCGAAGUGAAAAUGAGUUUGAUAUACGAAUGGUGGGUUCUGGCGGGCCGGUGGUACUUUCGCUUGGAAAUAAAAUAUUAAUGGUAGCGAUCGCUCAACUCGACUCGCACACAAACUUUGCUGCAUAUUUACUGCAUUCACAUUACUCGUGGAUAAUGGAAGUAAUAAAUAAAGAUUAA